AUGGAGGCCGAGGCUGUCAAUCCUUCGGCCACGGGGAGCGGGCGGGUUAUGUGGCGGGCCACCUCUGGCGAGCUGGUUCGGCCCGGCAGGGCCGUACAACCACGGCAAGCCCAGGAGGGGCCCGGGCGCCAGACGAGGGCCGUGGCGGCGAAGAAGUCGGUGAAGGCCGCGGUGGCGAAGAAGAGAGCGACCGCCUCUUCUUCGUCGAAACACCCUCGGACUCCAUCAGCUUCCCCUCCUCCGGCAGAUGACGACGCAUGGGUCACCUUCGACUUCGGGUCCCUCAGCCCAAGGAGGAAGAGGAAAGCAGUAGAGGAGGAGAAGGUGGAGGAUGAGGAUGCGGAGAUGCUAGCCCAAAGGGUGAAGAGGGCCAAGGCUUCGGCGGGCGGCCGGCACCCGACGGGCGCUGCUGGCGCGCCGCUGGUGGUGUUGAACUUCCCCUCGGUGGACCCAGAGGACGUCGACACCGUCAUCGAGGAUGUCGCCAAGGACGCCGCAGCGGAGGCCGAGAAGAUUGCUGCCGAGGAGGCUGCCAAGGGGCCCGCCGGGGAGUCCGGCAAGGCCGCUGCCGAGGAGAGGUCGAUGCUGCCGCUCCUCGGCGCGCUCGCCGCCGACUCGUGGAUCGGCCGGUACCGGGCCAUCGUGGCCGCCGGCGUCCUCUACCUCGUGAGCUUUGGGAUGCUGACGGUGUCAUCCAUGGUGCCACCACGUCAACCUCAACCUGGGGGAUCCCCUUCCCGCGCGGCGUUCUUCUACGCCACGAUCUACAUGGUGGCGCUGGCGCAGGGCUUCCACAAGCCCAAUGCGCAGGCCCUCGGCGCGGACCAGUUCCCCCGGAGCUCCCCGGACAGCAUCGCGUCCCGCAGCUCUUUCUUCAACUGGCUCCACUUCGCCAUGUGGUGGGGGUUCAUUGUCGCCGUCGUCGGGCUGAGCUACGUGCAGGACAACGUCGGCUGGGAUGCCGUGUUCGGGGCAUCCUGGGCCAUGAUGCUCGCGUCCAUGUCCUUGUUCUUGCUCGGCACGGGCAUGUAUCGUGUCGCCGAGCAGCCACGCGACCGGCGUGCUCUCGCGAGGCUCACGAGAACGUUUGCAGCUACGGCGCGUACAUGGACAGACAUGGUCUUUCGUCGCAGCGCCGCCAUGGACGAUGAAUGUUUGCUGAGGCCAAAAGAGCAGGAAGGCAAGGGGGUCAUGGUGAAGCUGCUUCCGAUAUGGAUGACCAGCGUCGUGUACGCAAUGGUGAUCGUGCAGGUGUCCACUCUGUUCACCAAGCAGGGCAGCACCAUGGACCGGCGCAUCGGCGCGACCACAGGCCUAGUCGUGCCCCCGACGGCGCUGCAGAGCUUCGUGGGCCUGGCCAUCAUCGCGUCCGUCCCGGUCUACGACCGCGCGUUCGUGCCCCUCGCGAGGCGCGUGACCAAGCACCCCUCCGGGAUCACCAUGCUCCAGCGCAUCGGCGCCGGCAUGGCCAUCGCGACCGUCGCCAUGGCCGUCGCGGGGCUCGUGGAGGCCGCGCGCCUCCGCGAGGCCAGGGACGCCAGCCUGGUGGACCGUCCGGGGGUGGCGGUGCCGAUGAGCCUGUGGUGGAUGGUGCCGCAGUACGUGCUGCUGGGCCUCGCCAACGUGUUCACCAUCGUGGGGCUGGAGGAGUUCUUCUACGACCAGGUGCCCGACGCGCUCCGGAGCGUCGGGCUCGCGCUCUGCAUGAGCAUCAUGGGCGUGGGGAGCUAUGCCAGCGGCGUGCUCGUGUCGGCGAUCGACUGGGCGACGAGGCGCACGGGGGAGAGCUGGUUCUCGGACAACCUCAACCGCGCCCACCUCGACUACUUCUACUGGGCUCUGGCCGGGGUCGCUGCUCUGGAGGUGCUCGUUUUCUUCUAUUUUUCCAGGAGAUACGUCUACACUAACAAACGCGACCUUGUAACGUAGAAAUGCAUCUCAUGCUUCACUUCGCGGAACAUUUCUUGAUCUGUACUUCAUUCUAAUAAUACAAAAAUAGUUACCGAUUUGAUUUAGA
This is a messenger RNA of Triticum dicoccoides, 2017 nucleotides long. RefSeq names its product protein NRT1/ PTR FAMILY 5.10-like. The transcript has 6 exons. Gene Ontology annotation, biological process: transmembrane transport. The record is from RefSeq and is a predicted model, not a curated record. NCBI's taxonomy places the organism in Eukaryota, Viridiplantae, Streptophyta, Magnoliopsida, Poales, Poaceae. Bases 1 to 1929 code for a protein of 642 amino acids. Gene Ontology annotation, cellular component: membrane. Gene Ontology annotation, molecular function: transmembrane transporter activity.